Molecule: messenger RNA, 3575 nt
Organism: Drosophila novamexicana
Lineage: Eukaryota; Metazoa; Arthropoda; Insecta; Diptera; Drosophilidae
Product: calphotin-like
Exons: 5
Coding region: 94-2301 (735 amino acids)
Cellular component (GO): NSL complex
Molecular function (GO): histone acetyltransferase binding
Source: RefSeq, a predicted model, not a curated record
AGCAGCAGUGGGGUCGCCAACGUGGGAUUGGAUAGUGGAAACGUGAGCAAAAGGCAGCGUCAGUUGGCCACGAGCACAGCCGCGGUGUUUCCGAUGCCUGAUUCACGCCAGUUGCACCAAAAAUCGCAACAACUAAAUAGCCACUCACUGAUCUCCGGCAAAGGCAACGGCGCUAAAAAGCCACGCAAAUCCGCCUCCAAUACACAACAAACACAAUCAACACACAACAACAGCAGAUGCAGCAACCAACAGCCCAGCGCUGGGGACAACAUCAACAGUCGAUUUGCCGGAGAUUCGCAGUGGGAGCAACAUCAGCAACACAGUCGCCGCAAUUCCUCCGAAACGCAUGGACAGCGCAAUGAACGCACAUCAGAUCGUCGCAGUCGACUUAUUUACGACAUUGAUAACAUCGUGAUACCCUACAGCAUGGCCGCUCAGACGCGUGUCGAAAUUUUGCCCUACAAGGAGAUACCUACACCAAAGUGGCGAAUUGUGGACAGUGACAAUGAGAAAAAACAACAAUCAGCGAAUGAAUCAAAAACCCCUGAGAAGCUGAGCAAUGGCUGUGCGGAUACAAAGGCGGAGCAGGAGAUGCCAGAAGCAGCAGGAACAGCAACUAUACCCGCAACCGUAGCAUCAACUGCACCUGCAACCGUAGCAGCAACUGUACCCGCAACCGCAGUAGCAACUACAGCCGGAACCGUAGCAGAAACUCCACCGGCAACCGCAGCAGCAACUCCACCUGCAACCGCAGCAGCAACAGCACCCGCAGCUGAAGCAACAACUGAAAAAGUGCCUCAGCUAAAUAACAACGCUCAGAAGGAGGCGCCGAUCAAGCCCGCGCCCAAGCUUAAUGGCAUCAAGCGGUCGAGCAAGAAGAAGAAGCAACUGCCAGAGUCUGUCAAGCGGCAGGCAAAGCAAGCGAUUAGUAAUGGGCAGAUAAAUGGCAAAGAAGAGCAGCCGCCGGUUGAGUUAAAGGAGCAGCAGCAGCUGCCGGCGAAGCAUCUGUCUGUCAAUGGCAAAACCAAAAAGCACAAUAACAAAAUCCCUGUGAAUAAUGUAAAUAAAGCAAGCAAGCCCACUGCCAAGACUGCUGCCCCGCCUGCACCUGUUGCUGGUAAGGCCGAAGUAGCUCCAGCUGCGAGUACAGAUGCAACAGUUCCAGCUGCUGGCAAGGAUGCAACCGCUCCAGUUGAAAAAGACAAACCCAAUGUGGAACCUGUGGAGCCGCCUGCCAAGCGCCCAAAGCUGCAGCUAGCGCAAACAUCCGCCAAGAAGUCGCAGGACAAGCUAAAGCAGGCGGCAGCAGCGGCUAGCGUCGUUGACGUUGUUGAUGAGGAAGAGGAGGAGGACAUCUCAGAUGAGGCGUACAUAGCGCGCCAUCAGCGUGCGCUCAUCGAAGAGCGGCGUCGUUUCGAAACAUUCUUAAAGUUCCCUUGGAGCACACGCUCGCGCGCCAAUCGUCGUGUCGACAGUCGCGCCGAGUCAAGUGGGGCCAAUACGCCCGAUCCGACAUCGCCAGCAGCUUCACAGCUGGCAGGACCUACAGCUGAUAACGAGAGCAUACCCUCACCCUUGGCACAAACCACGCAGCAGCACCCACUGGAUGCCCUCUCAGGUGAUGGUGAGAUUACGAAGCGGCGACGCACCACAUCCAGUAAGCUAAAGGAUCACGAUCGUCGCAGCAACACGCCAGAUACCAGAGACCAAACGCAAGAUCCGCCACCUUUUGAGCCGCUUCAGUUUCCCCUCUCUGAGGAGGUCUAUCAGCGACUGCUGGCCGAGAUGUACGCCGAGCCCAAAGAGCCGGCGAUACCAGCCGCACCGGCCAAGCGUACCAAGAGCAAAUCGGUUUCCUCCAAUGGAGAUGGCUCAACGACAAGCGCUGGUCGCCGACGCAGCAGCAAGGCCAAAGCCACAAGUGGCAGCAAGUUGGCGCAGUCCGCAGCACCACUAAAUGGUAGCAAGAAUGCCAAGAAAUCUGUGGCACCUCACAUUAAUGGCGCCCAGGAUGAUGGCUAUGACGAUGUCAUUGACUAUGAGCCCGACGAGGAUGAGAACGAACUACUGCUGGAGGAAGACGAUGAUUAUCAUUACCUGGCGGCACCAGAUGAUCAGUUGCCAUCGGGCACGAAUAAUGCUAAUGCGUACAAUGCGAGCAUCGAUGCCUAUCUAGGCGAGCAUGAGGCACUCGACGAUGAGGAGCUGGCCGACGAUCCAUUCAUGGACGACGAUCCCAAUGAUCCCGAAUGGAAGCGCAGCAUUGGCGUGCGCCACGAGCGCAUGCGCAAGCGUGUGUAAACAGCGGCUGGCGACAAGCCAGAAGCGAAAGCCAGAGCGUAACGAGCAGCGAAUAGCUAGCAACUAAUGACGACAAGGCAGUGAGGAGCAGCGAGUAGCCCGCAGCGAAAUACGAGUAGCUAGCAACGAGUAGUACGCGGCAAGUGGCAACCAGCAAGUAGCGAGUAUACACCAGAAAACUAAUCCAAAGCUAUUAAGACCAUGUGAAGUGAAUUUCAAUUUUAAAUAAUUCGUCAAAUUUUAAAGCCAUCAGCGAGACGCUUUUUAACUUGUUUUCAAGCAUAUUGUUUUCUUUUGUUGUUGUUUGAACUAAAGCAACAGUUUCACUUAAAAAAGAGGAGCGUAAUUUUCAUUGCAGCCUAAUUCUAAGCAAUUUCUUAGUUAUUUAGUUCUAAAAGAAAAUAGUAAUACAAAUACAAAACACGCCACACACCCACACACCCGCACACCCACACACACAAGAACUCGUGAAAUAUUCAAUGUAAAUAGAAAGAAAACGAGCUAAUCAUUAAGAGAUAGUAAGAGAUAUAUGUAUGAAACUAAUGGAUAAAGCUAAUGAUAAAGAUAAUUAUACUACCCUAGUUUAACAGAAACACACGAUCGUUUAAAGCUUAAAUUUAGGCAACAAAUUAAUUCACUUGCGGCUUCAAGCCAAAGGUGCGCUACCUUUAAAUUAAAUACAAAUAUAAAUCUAGUUAUAUAGAUCGUAUGAUCGCAAAAAAGAAAGAAAAACGAAAGAAUGUAAUAAACACGUUAAUGUUGAUGUAAAAAAUGUAUUCGCGCACCACAAAAAACAAAAAUCUACAUUUUUGCCAAUUUUAAAAAGUAAUUCCUUUUGAUUAUUUUUGCCACAAUUAAGUAAUUAUUAAACAAUUAAAACAGGCGAAACUAUGAAUAUCUAAAAGAAAUAUAUGUACACAUACAAAUUUAUAUAUUAAGUGCGCCCCGUAAAAUGGAUUGAUGUAUUUAGUUUUUUAGGCGCUUUAAUUUCUACUUCUACUUUUAAACAAACAUAGUUGUUAAUUGUAGACAUUUACGUUAAAAGAUAAACUUAACUUUGAACCACACAAACAAAAACAUAUAGAUACGUGGGUAAAUUUGUGUAAUCCUCACGAAAUGUUAUAUAUAUCUAUUUUUUCAUUUUCUAUAUAAAUAUGUAUAUUGCUUUUCUGUUUCAACUCACAAACUUCAUGUAAAAGCCGUUAAUUAUUGAAAAGUGAAAUGUGUAUAUGCAAAACUAAGGACAUUAAAAAGCAAACAAAUACAAAAACUAU